ACAGUCGCCUCAGAAAAUAAUUUCUGACGUAAAAGCUGCUGAAUCUUUGGCUUUGUGUCGGCUUCCUCCUCUGGCUGCUGCAGGACUCGGAGCUUCACUUCAGUUUGCUUUGAACUCAUAGUGGUGGGUUUCAUUUGUUUGUCUGUUCUCUCCGGUGGUCAAUAUGCUCCAUCAUUGUUUUAUCGUGAUCUGUGCCCUGCUCUCAUUGGCCAUACCCCUGCUGGUCGCCAUGGAGUCCUGCCCAGCAAUAGGGAUGCCCGGGAUGCCAGGUAUUCCUGGACUGCCCGGCAGAGACGGUCGUGACGGAGAGAAAGGACAGAAAGGACAGCCAGGAGCAGAGUGGCACGGCGGCCUCGUCCCACAGAAGGGAGAGAAGGGGGAGCCGGGGCUGACAGGAUUCGCUGGUAAACGAGGUCAGAGCGGGGAACCAGGAAAACCAGGGGGCCCAGGGAUUGACGGACCUCUGGGAGAACCAGGAGAACCAGGGACUGCAGGAGUCCAGCAGCAGGCGGCCUUCAGUGUGGCCAGAGGAACCAAUGAUUACCCGGACAAAGCCAGCGUCAUUCGGUUCACCAACGUCAUCACCAACAUCAACGAUGACUACAACACAGCGACAGGACACUUCAGGUGCCGGGUCCCAGGAACGUACUACUUUGUGUUCCACGCCUCUUUAGAGGACCGACUGUGUGUGCUGAUGAAGCUGGAUCAAACACUGCUGACAUCGUUCUGCGAUCAUCGUCGCAGCAGGAGACAGGUGACUGCCGGCAGCCUUGCUGUCUACCUGUCGAGGGAUCAGGAGGUCUGGCUGGAGACUAAAGACUACAGAGGGAUGAGAGGAAAGCCGGCCGGUUACAGCAUCUUCUCCGGCUUCCUGCUGCACGCUCACUGACCCACAGGCCGAGAAACACAAAACAGUCUUUUUCCUCACUUUUUCUAAACAGUUUUACAGCAACACUCCAAGGCUGAAACUUCAGGCAAAAUAAUUUCUUCCCUUCCUUCCCUCUGACCCUUUAACCUUUUUAAAAAGUACAUAUUAGUUACUUUUCAUUUUGCCUUUAUUUAACUAUUAAGUCUCUUUGUGAUUAAAAUCUCUUUUCAAGAGAGUCCUGGCCAACAGGGAAGCAGAAAAACAUUUGUACAACAAAAAAUAAGGUAAAAACAAUACAAUUUAAAAGCAAACACAUUGACUAAGAGUGCUAUUUUCCAGAUCAUUUGAUAUAUCUAUGAAACUUGACUUAAAUUCACCAACAGUCGUCAGCUCUGACGAUUUCAAGUCCUUCUGUACAUUGUUGGUGGAACGGGAAGCGUAUUUAAAAGCUUUCUGUAGAAUAUCGUGAAAACGCAGGCCAGAUUGGUUUUGAUCUGUAUGUAUACAGGGAAGGAGGAGCCUACUGAAGUGCAUUGCAUUUACCAAAGAAAAACUAUCGGAGACCUUAUCUCGUAAUUAGGACAAUCUCAUAAUAACGAGGUCAGGUGUUACACCGUAUUCUCUGACCCAUCCGAUUCUGUAUUGCCUCUGCAAACAUUUUUAUCAUAUUUUAUCACAUACUUUAUUUUGACAGCUGUUACCAAACAUGAUGGAACCACAGUACUUAGAAAGGGUCACACAUUUUGAUGGCUGUGAUUUUGCUGUGCCGAAAUGUGUGACUCAUCAGAUUCUGUGACACCUGGUCAUCAAUUAUGCAAAAAAGACCAAAUUACUCACUAAUAUCCAUUUUUAAGCAGAUGACACAGUCUUGUAUGCUUUGGACUCCUCUUCAACUCAAGCUAUAUCAAGAUGUGUUUUAUUCUCAAGAACCCAUUAUUCCAGUUUUUAUCAUCCUGCAUCCAUACAUGUGAUGGUACUGUAUGUAAUAGUCCAGUUCUUAUAUCUGAAUAAAGAACAUUUCUGUCUUGAGGACAGGAAAAUUAUUCAACCAUCAUGACACGACCCAAUUCAAUCUGUUGAUUUUAUUUUCUGUCUGUCAGUAAACAGAUCAUUUGAACUGGAAAACCCAAAACACCCAAAUAAACUGCUUGA
Messenger RNA from Siniperca chuatsi (mandarin fish), 2020 nucleotides. Its product is annotated as complement C1q subcomponent subunit C-like. Gene Ontology annotation, molecular function: protein binding. The transcript is spliced from 7 exons. NCBI's taxonomy places the organism in Eukaryota, Metazoa, Chordata, Actinopteri, Centrarchiformes, Sinipercidae. The record is from RefSeq and is a predicted model, not a curated record. The coding region runs from base 164 to 889 and encodes 241 amino acids.